This is a messenger RNA of Sphaeramia orbicularis (orbiculate cardinalfish), 3674 nucleotides long. RefSeq names its product TUB bipartite transcription factor (gene tub). The record is from RefSeq and is a predicted model, not a curated record. Lineage: Eukaryota; Metazoa; Chordata; Actinopteri; Kurtiformes; Apogonidae. Gene Ontology annotation, biological process: protein localization to cilium. Gene Ontology annotation, cellular component: cilium. The transcript has 12 exons. The coding region runs from base 457 to 1950 and encodes 497 amino acids.
GAGCGAGAUUUGGACAGAGAGGAGGAAGGGAGGGGGGAUUUAAAGGGCAAGAAACGGAGGGAGAUUUAGAUAGAGUCUACAGAGUGAGAGUGAGGGAAGAGAGCCAGCGCAGAGCAGGAGCCAAGGCGGUGGAUGGGAGAAGAGAAGAGGAAAGGCAUUGACUGGAAGCGUACACAUGGGAGAGAAGAAAACGACUAUUUCAUGUGCUUGGUGUGCAUGACUGAGGAGUGUGGCUGCCUGUCUGGAUUGUUAGUCAUCUGCUUCCCCGCUGCUAAAGGACAUACAGAGAAACAUAGGCAGGCUGGGGAUAUAGGGCUGUGUGCAGAGGAUGAACAGGCUGUGUGGGCUCUCUUGCUGUGAUCGCUGUCCUCAGACCCUGUAGUCACUUGCGCUGGUGCUGUUGCAGGCCGUUAAGCCUUGCAGUAAGGCAGCAGCGGUCAGAGUGAUUGAUACAGAAUGAGCUCCAAGCACUCCUCCGACUGGAUUCCCUACAGCACUUUAGAUGAUGAGGGCACUAACCUCCGGCAGCAGAAACUGGACAGGCAGCGAGCGCUGCUUGAACAGAAGCAGAAGAAGAAGAGACAGGAGCCUCUGAUGGUCCAGUCUAAUGUGGAUGGGAGAUCCCGGACCCGCCGGACCAAACAGAGCGAGGAGCAGGCUCCGCUGGUGGAAUCCUACCUCAGCAGCAACAGCAGCACCAUUUACCACGUGCAAGAAGCUGAACAGGAGGAGGUGAAGGUGAUGGCGGACACACAGCCGCCUCGCUCAGCCAAAAAAGGCAAAGCAUCUGCCAGCUCCACUCCACAGACAGGCAGCGAGAAGAAGGAGAGGAAGGGGAAGCACAAAGCAGGGAUCGAUGGCCUGUCCUCUCAGCAAGACGACGGUCAGAUCCAGAUCCUGACGGUCGGCCACCUUACCUCAGACGAGGGGGAGGGCGAGCCCGUCAUGAGUUGCACUCAGUCUCAGAGUAAACAGGACCUCCGGGUGACCAUGCUCAAGAAAGGUAUUUCCAGCAGUAUGAAUUUCGAUGAGGAAGAGGAUGAUGAGGAUGAAAUCAGCUCCAGUUCUUCACAGCUCAACAGCAACACGAGACCAGGCUCUGCCACUAGCAAGAAAUCAUGCAAGGAGGUGGCCUCAGCACCCACUCCGCCAGUCAACGAACCUGCCAUCGAUGUAGACGAUCUUGAAGAGUUUUCUCUGCGACCAGCACCCCAGGGUGUCAGAGUGAAAUGCAGAAUCACCAGAGAUAAGAAGGGCAUGGACAGAGGCAUGUACCCCACCUACUACCUUCACCUGGAGAGAGAGGAUGGCAAGAAGGUUUUCCUCCUGGCUGGAAGAAAGAGAAAAAAGAGUAAAACAUCAAAUUACCUCAUCUCCAUCGAUCCCACUGAUCUGUCUCGAGGUGGAGAGAGCUUCAUUGGUAAAUUGAGAUCAAACCUCAUGGGGACAAAGUUUACUGUGUACGACAGUGGUCUGAACCCUAUGAAGAGCACCACCAGCCUUGAAGCUAGCAACCUGCGCCAAGAGCUAGCAGCCAUUUGCUAUGAAACCAAUGUUUUAGGAUUCAAAGGUCCUCGCAAAAUGAGUGUCAUCAUUCCUGGAAUGAACAUGGACCAUGAGCGAGUGUCAAUUCGCCCACGAAAUGAGCAUGAGUCACUUCUUGCCAGGUGGCAGAACAAGAACACAGAGAGUGUGAUUGAACUUCACAACAAGACGCCCGUGUGGAAUGAUGACACACAGUCCUAUGUGCUCAACUUCCACGGCAGAGUCACUCAGGCGUCUGUCAAGAAUUUCCAAAUCAUUCACGACAACGACCCUGACUACAUUGUGAUGCAGUUUGGCCGUGUGGCAGAGGACGUCUUCACCAUGGACUAUAACUAUCCAAUGUGUGCCCUGCAAGCCUUUGCCAUUGCUCUUUCCAGCUUUGACAGCAAGUUAGCUUGUGAAUAGAUCCCAGCCUGAAGUUCAGUGGAGAACUGGUCCAUCUGUCCUCUCAACAAGGGCUGUUACAGUGUCCCUGGGGCUGGUUUGUCGCCAAAUCAACCCUGGAGUUGCUGCAUAUCCCAAAAUGCUUUAUGGGCCUCAAGUUUUGUGUGAAUGUGUGUGCGAGUGGGGGAUGGGUUGGGACCGUGGGAUGGAUCUGGUCAAUGGGAGGAAACAAGCACAAAUGAAACCUACUUUCAAAAUCAGACUCACUUGUUUUAAUAACUAUGGUUAUUUUGUAAUGUAAUGGCAUUAUAAGAACAAACACUGUUCCUUUAUGUAGUGGUUAGAAAAAAAAUUAACAUUUCUUUAUCUGUAAAUUAUAACUAACAGUUACACAUCUGUAAGUUUUAAAGGUUAAGUGGGUUUUACGUAGUCUGCCACAUAAAAACACAGUCAUACACUUCCCCCAGCAUGAAUAUUGCUUAUACAGAAUUAAAAAUAACAUGCACGUCACUGUAUAUUUAUUUUGUUAUUUAUGUAUUUAUUACAUGUUGAUUUUAUUUUAUGUUGUCAUACAGUAUUUGCUCCGUGGAGCUGCAAGCACAUAAAAUAUCAUCCUAAAAAGAAGAAUCUCUCACACAAAACAAUUUGCUACAUGGACAUGAACAGGGCAAGGGCAUGUUACACUGUGCUGUGUACCAUAUACAAUAUUGUGUCACAGUGUCAUGUAUGUGAAUGUAUAGGAUAAUGGUGCACUUUACUUUAAAGUCUGUUGUGGAUGAGACAUAGCUGUACAUACUUUAUUGUGCCUUUGAAGACUAAUUCCAGUGUUACGCUUUGACCGUAAAAUGAGCUGAGCUUGAAUUGGUCUUUGCUGUUCUUGCUGUUCUCUCAUGCAUUGGAGGUCUUUCUCUGUAGCUCCUCUGGCUUAAGAUAACUACUACACCAUGCAUUUAGACUGAUCCAAACUUCCAAAAGUGCACAUCACUGGAAAUUGUUUUAGUGACUGUCCACACAUAUCUGAAUUACUUUUAGGAUUUUAUUCCUCUAAGGAGGUCAAUAAAUGUUUCAGUACACUAUACCAAGCAACAGAUACAAUUUUCAUGGCACUCGGGCUUUUAUGCUCAUGUAUUCUGAUGUCUCCCUAGUGAAAAAAACUAACUGAACACAGACUGACUUACUGCCAACAAACAUAAACUACUAGUACAAAUCUGCUGCAGCUUAAACUUGCACAUCUCUGGCUUUUUACAUCUUUGAUUAAUUUUAUGCUCCACUGGUGUGGGGUUUGGUACAUUCCUCAUCUGACUGGCAGUAAGUUUCUAUAUCAUAUUGGGGUUUAUUGCUGUGUCACAUUUUUACUCUAAAUAUAAGUCCUCUAGCUCCUUCUGGGGCAAUGUCCUUUCUCAAUGAUAGUAUUUUGUAUUUUAUGACCAUCAAAAAAAUUGCUGAAUGGAAGCAAAGAACAAUCUCUGAUACCGCUAUUGUUACUGUGGGUUAUGAGGGAAUCUUUAUCAAAUGUGCUAUUCUUGUACUCAACUGUGUUCUAACUAUUUUAAAUUUGUAUCUCAAAAAUGUUGAUACUUUUGCUGUAAAGUCUGCUUUUCAUACAUGUGUCCAGGAACCAAAGGUUCUUUCAUUUUCUGUUUCUUGUGCACUCGUUGUGAUGUACAGUAAAUGGUGUACAAUUUUACUGUGGUGGUAUAGACACAGUCUUUUGAUCAUGGAAAAAUAAAACUUCAGUCAAAACA